Messenger RNA from Manis javanica (Malayan pangolin), 2810 nucleotides. It is a transcript of the gene RASGRP1, whose product is annotated as RAS guanyl releasing protein 1. Gene Ontology annotation, biological process: Ras protein signal transduction. The record is from RefSeq and is a predicted model, not a curated record. NCBI's taxonomy places the organism in Eukaryota, Metazoa, Chordata, Mammalia, Pholidota, Manidae. Gene Ontology annotation, cellular component: plasma membrane. Gene Ontology annotation, molecular function: guanyl-nucleotide exchange factor activity; calcium ion binding.
GCCGGGCUCGGAGAGCGGCGGGGGGCGGCCCGGGGCGCGGGGGCCCGGCAGGCGGCGGCGGCGGUGAUGCGCCGCGCCGCGCCGAGCCCUUCCCGCCGCGCGAGGUGAGCGGCGGCAGGAGCGCGGGCCGUAGCCAUGGGCACCCUGGGCAAAGCGAGAGAGGCUCCGCGGAAACCUUCACAUGGCUGCAGAGCUGCCCCGAGAGCAAAACUAGAGGCAAAGCCAGCCAGCAGCCCCUUCCCCUCCCAUCCCAGCCUGGCCCAGAUUACCCAGUUCCGAAUGAUGGUGUCUCUGGGACAUUUAGCCAAAGGAGCCAGCCUGGACGAUCUCAUUGACAGCUGCAUUCAAUCUUUUGAUGCAGACGGAAACUUGUGUCGAAGUAACCAGCUGCUGCAAGUCAUGCUGACCAUGCACCGCAUCAUCAUUUCCUCUGGCGAGCUGCUCCGGAAAGUGAUCACCCUUUAUAAGGAUGCCUUGGCAAAGAAUUCACCAGGACUUUGCCUGAAGAUCUGCUAUUUUGUAAGGUACUGGAUCACAGAAUUCUGGAUCAUGUUCAAAAUGGAUGCCAGCUUGACAAACACUAUGGAGGAGUUUCAGGAACUGGUGAAGGCUAAUGGUGAGGAGAUACACUGCCGCCUGAUUGACACAACCCAAAUCAAUGCCCGUGACUGGUCCAGGAAACUUACUCAAAGGAUAAAAUCAAACACCAGCAAGAAACGGAAAGUGUCCCUCCUCUUUGACCAUCUGGAACCAGAGGAGCUAUCUGAGCACCUGACCUACCUUGAGUUCAAGUCAUUCCGGAGGAUAUCUUUCUCUGAUUAUCAGAAUUACCUUGUGAAUAGCUGCGUGAAGGAGAACCCCACCAUGGAAAGAUCCAUUGCCCUAUGUAAUGGCAUCUCCCAGUGGGUCCAGCUGAUGGUGCUCAGCCGUCCCACCCCACAGCUCCGAGCAGAAGUCUUCAUCAAGUUCAUCCAGGUGGCUCAGAAGCUCCACCAAUUACAGAACUUCAACACACUGAUGGCUGUGAUAGGCGGGCUAUGUCACAGCUCGAUCUCCAGGCUCAAGGAGACAAGUUCACAUGUCCCACAUGAAAUUAAUAAGGUUCUGGGUGAGAUGACUGAGCUGCUCUCCUCCUGUAGAAACUAUGAUAACUACCGGCGAGCCUAUGGGGAGUGUACCCGCUUCAAGAUCCCCAUCCUGGGGGUGCACCUCAAGGACCUCAUCUCCCUAUAUGAAGCCAUGCCCGACUAUCUGGAGGAUGGGAAGGUGAACGUCCACAAGCUGCUGGCCCUUUACAAUCAUAUCAAUGAACUGGUGCAGCUGCAAGAGGUGGCUCCACCCUUGGAGGCUAACAAGGACUUGGUGCACCUGCUGACGUUAUCCCUAGAUCUCUACUACACUGAAGAUGAAAUCUAUGAGCUUUCUUAUGCCCGGGAACCAAGGAACCACAAAGCCCCACCACUAACACCUUCAAAGCCACCAGUAGUAGUGGACUGGGCCUCUGGAGUAUCUCCCAAACCUGACCCAAAGACCAUAAGCAAACACGUCCAGAGGAUGGUGGAUUCUGUCUUCAAGAACUAUGAUCAUGACCAGGAUGGAUACAUUUCUCAGGAAGAGUUUGAAAAGAUUGCUGCAAGUUUUCCAUUUUCCUUCUGUGUGAUGGACAAAGACAGGGAAGGCCUCAUCAGCAGAGAGGAGAUCACAGCCUACUUCAUGAGGGCCAGCUCAAUCUACUCCAAGCUGGGCCUGGGCUUUCCUCACAACUUCCAAGAGACCACCUACCUGAAACCCACAUUUUGUGACAACUGUGCUGGAUUUCUCUGGGGAGUGAUCAAACAAGGAUACCGAUGUAAAGACUGCGGGAUGAAUUGCCACAAACAAUGCAAAGAUCUGGUUGUGUUUGAGUGCAAGAAGCGAGCCAAGAACCCAGCAGCUCCCACAGAGAACAGCACCUCGGUGGGGCCAACAUCCAGCCUUUGCUCACUGGGAGCCAAAGAUCUGCUCCUCACACCUGAGGAAGGACCCUUCACAUUCCCUAAUGGGGAGGCUGUGGAACACAGUGAGGAAAGUAAGGAUCGGACCAUCGUGCUCAUGGGUGAAGUAAAUACCUUGAAAGCAGAUAAUGAGGCACUGAAGAUUCAACUGAAAUAUGCACAGAAGAAAAUAGAAACUCUCCAUCUUGCAAGCAAUCAUGUCUUAGCUCAUAUGGAACAGGGUGACUGUUCUUAACCCAGAAACUCAAGAACAAUGUGUAGAUCAAUAUAUCAGAGAUCUCAUUUUCUAAACCAAUUAACACAAAAAAAUCCCAGGAAACUUUAGACAGACAGGCUUUAAGAAGAGCACUUUAAAAGAGAAAGGCAAGAAAUUCAUUUUUACCUAAAAGAUUCCUAAUACGCAGUGUUGUCUUCUCUUCCAGUCAGUUGAAUCAAAAGGGAAAACUGAAGAACACAAAAUUUUUGCCAUUCAUACUAUAGACUUUCAUCCCCCCUGGGACUAAUACUAAAAACAUGAUAAAAAUAUAACUAUAGUUUUCUGACAAGGUAGCUUCUCCUGUGUGGCCUGCCUGGCAGCUUCUUCCUUAGAACUAAAAAUCUCUGAAAAAUGAAUUUGCUUCCUUCCCUGGGUUUUCUGUGAACUGAGGAAUUUACUAUGUUCCAUCCAAAGCUUGCUUAUAAUGGAAAAAUACUCACAUAGAUUCACUUCCUCUAUAUUCCAGCAUUCUUCACGAAUCUGGCUCCCAACUCACUACCUCAGAUCUACUCAGUUAGCCUUUGCCCCUUCCUUCCUCACUACGCUGAUCCAUACGUGAA